AUGAGCAGUGAUUCCUCUCGCGAGUCAUCUCCAGCUCGUCGUCGCCCUCCUUCCCCAGGAUCCGACUCUAAUCAAAGUGCAUCAUCUGGAGGUUCGUCGCAACCUCGCCACGAACCAUCGGCUUCUUCUGGAUUUCAACAAUAUGCAGGCACAUCGGCUUCCGCCUUCCAGUCAUCGGCGGGCACGUCUGCAUAUCAACCGCCGGCAGGCACGUCACUGUCUGCCUUUAAAUCAUCCCCGUAUACCUAUAGUGCGAAAUCUACUACGACAACACCCAUUCUCCGCCAACCUGUUGGUUUUGGCGGGACCGUACCGAAGGCUAGUUCAACCUACAGUGCAUCUGCUACAGCCGCACCAGCGACCGAACACACACCCGAUCAGGGCACAGCGGCUACGUCUUCCUCGAAGUCGAAGUCGGAGAAGACGUCCAAGAGCAAAGACAAGGAGAAAGUAAAGUCCGCCUCUUCGGGAAAGGGCAAGGAGAAGGCAAAGCCUAGCUCUUCGCACAGAGGCAGGGAAAAGGAGAAGGAAACUGCUCGUCACCCGUCGGAUGGUCUACCUUCUGGUGCCCCGCCGGUGCGGAAGGGAGUCGUACCAUCAGCGAACAAGACUACCUUUCGCGUGCAUAACUACACCAACGAUCCCAGCGCUGCGAGGCCAAGUCCCGUACCUACUGACGGGCCGUAUAAAUCUGAUUAUCGCGCUGUACCAGCACCACACGGACGAGAAGCUGCGCAUCCGACCACUGCGAAUCCCGACCUUGAGCAGGAGCCUCGUCGUUCGUACUAUCGCCAUGAUUAUGAGAGACAACGGGACAAUGCGCCUGCUCGUCGUCGCGCCAAGGUCGCUGCUGCCGAAAAUGAUGCACCGGUACCGGUACCCACACCAGCACUCAUAGAGGUCACCUCUCCGACACCUAUAGUUCCACCAUCACCAACGUCUGUCCCGGCUGCAGCUCAUGGAUACGCAUACCCGCCGACGCCAGCAUCUGCAUACUCGCCAGCAACGCCAGUAACACAUUCGCAUGCACAGGUCUCAACGUCAAGUCAUAGACACAGACAUGCGUCACCAACAGGAUACGCCCGUGUAUCGACACCAGCACCCGCACAUGUACAGACUCCUUCACGAACAUACGCACGAACGCCAGGUCUCACUUCAGAACCAAUGCAAGCCUACGCAACGCCAUCAUCCAUGUCCUCACCAACGCCAGCAUACUCACAGCCACCAACACCCAUGGCUGAUCGCAGAUCAUUCGACCAUUCAAAACCGUUAGAAGACAGUUACAGGCCAUCUUCGCCUCCCUCUAAUAGAGCGUACAGUACACCCGAACGAUAUCAUGGCACUGACUCACAUGCUCACAGCUCUCAUUCACACUAUCCUUCAACUUCCCCGUCAAAGUCAUACGUCCCCCAUACUCCCGUACCCCCAUCGCUGCCUCCCUUAGCUAGCAUAACUUCACAGCAACCGAUCCGCUACCUCCGUGUGUUGACACUUCUCAUAGAAGAUAAUCGUAAUGGUCAAACCGAAAAUCAACUUGCGGAGCUGCGAGUGGAACUCAGAGAAUCACCCGACGGUUGUUACUUGGCUGACGCCAAAGACAUAUGUGACGCACUUCAAAGUAGUCCUUCCAGGAUCGAUGGUAGCGCGAAGGUGUUUACGAUGCGCGGGAAGUAUCGCCAUUAUUUCCUUAGGCUCACGUCGGAGGGAGAAAUGGAAUGUAGCCCUGUGAAUUUGACAGUGACUAUGGACAGGACAAUCGAGAUAUUCAUUGAAGAUAACCCUAUGCCGGGGGCGAGCAGCCAUCUGCGUUUGCCUUCGCUAGUAGAGCGCGAUAUGUUGACUCCAAUCACCGACCCCAUGAAGACUCCUUCGCCAGCAGCUAACUCUCAACUAAUGGCACCCCUCCGGGUGGAUAUGGUCGCUGAGCGCGAAUACUCCGAUCAGCGGCAUCGCAAGCAUCGCAAGAGGCAUAGGUCAUCAAGUUCGCGUUCAAUUGAUUAUCCCGCGCUGCACUAUCCAUCUCACGAACCUCCACCUCGAUCCCUUGAAUCUACCCCCUUUUCUCAUGCAUCCUCUCCUCCUAUAUCUUCCUCCUACUCUUACAUGUCUUCUCCUCAGCCUUCACCUACCUCGCAGACGUCGUCUCUUCCACAAGCAGCAUAUCUUGCACCUACGUCUCCGCAUUCGGCGCAAGCUGGGAUGCGACACAAGUCUCCGACCGCGUUCGGCACUACGCCCACUCAACAAGAUCACUUAGGCCAUCAGUACGACGAGUCUUAUCAGCGCCGCCCAUCAUCUCCGAAGAGGCCUAGGAUCGACCACGCUCACCUCGGAGUUUCCAACGAUGCACGGUAUGCAUGGGACGACUCGCGCACGCGAUCAACAUUGAGCAGCUCACUGGCACCGCCUACCUCUAUGAUACCAGUAAAUCCUCGAUCAGAUUCCACCAGCAUGCUCACCCCGCAGUCUGAGGGAAAUCGGACUCCUUCGUCUCAUGGAAGAAUCCCUACAUCUCACGAGCGGACUCCUUCAACUCACGAAUGGACUCGCACAUAUUAUGACAGGUCUUAUUCAUCUCACGAGAGAAGCAACGCACCGAUCCCAUCCGAACUCGUCGCAGAAUCAACAACGGCAAUGGUUGACUCCGUCGGCGCGUACCUUCGCUCGAUAGUCAGCCAAGAACCGCAAUGGCAAACAUUUGUUGAUAUGAGAAAUAGAAUAUGUCGCAUGUCAGAGUUGCUGGAGCAAUAUCGAUACAUGAAGCGCAUGUUCGACCGCUUCGUCUCUCAGUAUACUCCGUCCGACUUGAAGGAUGCUCCAAGUGUGCAAAUCACGCGGGCUCAAGUCUUGAAGGCGUACAACCUUCCCACGAGUUGGGGUGAUAAUUGCAUGGAGGUGCUCUCUUUGGUCGCUUUGUACGGGCCCAACGGCAAGCGGUACGAAGAUCGCCGAGUCGUGGAUAUGUUUGACGAAGUUCCACCGGUAACCACUAAACUGCAGCUAGAGAAAUUCUUGGCGCUCCUAAGGGAAUGUCACAGUCGAUGGACUAUAGAUCAUCCUGAAUUCUAA
Sparassis crispa is the source of this 3069-nucleotide messenger RNA. RefSeq lists its product as hypothetical. The transcript has 6 exons. Lineage: Eukaryota; Fungi; Basidiomycota; Agaricomycetes; Polyporales; Sparassidaceae. Bases 1 to 3069 code for a protein of 1022 amino acids. The record is from RefSeq and is a predicted model, not a curated record.